ACUCUGAAUUUCUUCGCAGCGGGAGGCGAAGGAAGAGGAGAUGGAGGAAAGGGGAAUGGGGACGGAGUCGGAGCUGGUCUCGAUCCCGGCGACCCCGCAUGGGGUGUCGACGCCGGAGACGAUGAGUCCGUCUGGCCAGCGGUCGCCGCGGCGGCAUGGGGCUGGCGGCAGCGUGGCGGCCGGAUCCUACUCAGCCAAGUCAUGGACGCCGACACCGGCGAUGAUCUCGCCGCGGUUCCUUAGCCCGUCGAUAUCGUCGGCGGUCGGGACUCCGAUGAAGCGCGUGCUGGUGAACCUGCGGGGCUACUUGGAGGAGGUGGGCCACCUGACGAAGCUAAACCCCCAGGACGCGUGGCUCCCCAUCACCGAGUCCCGCAACGGAAACGCCCACUACGCCGCCUUCCACAACCUCAAUGCCGGCAUCGGAUUCCAGGCCCUCCUCCUCCCCGUUGCCUUCGCCUUACUCGGAUGGAGUUGGGGCAUAAUAGUUCUUACUAUAGCUUACUUUUGGCAACUUUACACUCUUUGGAUUCUCGUUAAGUUACAUGAAGCGGUGCCUGGCAGAAGAUAUAACAGAUAUGUGGAACUUGCACAAGCUGCUUUUGGAGAAAAAUUAGGUGUUUGGCUUACGUUAUUUCCAACGGUAUACUUAUCAGCAGGAACUGCAACAGCUCUGAUUUUAAUUGGAGGCGAAACCAUGAAACUCUUUUUCCAGAUAGUCUGCGGGACUCUUUGCUCAUCAAAUCCACUUUCAACUGUUGAGUGGUAUCUUGUAUUCACAAUCUUGUGUAUUGUCCUAUCUCAGCUCCCAAACCUCAACUCCAUUGCUGGUCUCUCACUUGUUGGAGCUGUAACAGCAAUUACAUACACUACGAUGGCUUGGGUACUGUCUGUUAGCCAAGAAAGACCCCCUUCCAUCUCCUAUCAGCCACUGCCCUCAUCUUCCUUUGGUUCAGCUGCUUUUUUGAUCUUGAAUGCUUUUGGAAUAAUAGCAUUUGCAUUCAGGGGACACAAUCUUGCUUUAGAAAUCCAGGCAACAAUGCCAUCAACUUUCAAACAUCCUGCACAUGUUUCAAUGUGGAGGGGAGCCAAGGUCGCCUAUCUUCUAAUAGCAAUGUGUUUAUUCCCUAUUGCCAUUGGAGGCUUUUGGGCUUACGGUAACCUAAUGCCUCAAGGAGGAAUACUAAAUGCCCUUUAUAUAUUUCACAGCCAUGAUAUCCCAAGAGGGCUUCUAGCAACAACAUUCCUCUUGGUUGUGUUUAACUGCCUCAGCAGUUUUCAGAUAUACUCCAUGCCUGUUUUUGAUAGCUUUGAAGCAGGUUAUACAAGCCGAACAAAUCGACCCUGCUCGAUUUGGGUUCGAUCUGGCUUCCGAGUAUUUUAUGGCUUCAUCUCGUUCUUCAUUGGAGUAGCACUUCCUUUCCUAUCUAGUCUUGCUGGCCUCUUGGGUGGCCUCACUCUCCCGGUCACCUUCGCUUACCCCUGUUUCAUGUGGAUCCGGAUAAAGAAGCCUCAGAGAUUUAGCUUCAGCUGGUAUCUUAAUUGGAGCCUCGGCCUCUUGGGCAUAGCUUUCAGCGUAUGCUUCUCUAUAGGCGGUGUUUGGAGCAUGGUCAGUCAAGAUCAUCCCGGACCAGGAAUGGUGAGUGGCUUCCUCGGUAAUCUCAGCCGCACAUCCAAAUGGUAAACGGCCUCGGUAGAACUCACCGCCGCAAAAUCCGCGUAGCCUCUCGCGAAGGCAAACGCCCCGGUUCCUCCGACCACCACCAGCUCCUCCCUCCUCCUGCCCCUCCUCGACUCCACUUCGAGGCUCCCCCUGUACGCCGGCGCGUCCAGCGCAAGGUGCACGAUGUUAAAGGCUGAUAGCUCGGCGUGCUGCCUCUGCAGCACCGGGACUACGACGCCCUGCGCCUCGCCGACGACGCGGGACGUGUUCGACGGUCCAUCCUUGAGCUUGUGACGGAACACGAACGCGGUUUCCCCACCUAGGCUUGCUUUAUCCCCACGUGGAUUUCCCAAGGGUGCGCCGCCGGCGGGAAUAUGAACGAAGAGCGAGAGGGCCAACCACGGCCCCAAUUGUCUCUCCUCUGCUUUCCCGGGAAGAGGCGAGAGCAGAGGCAGCAGGAUCACGACUAGUAUGGCCGCCGCAACUGCUACGAAGAAGAUGAUCCUGGCCAACAUUAUAAAUUUUGUAUGCUUCCAGUUUUUCCUAAUGAAAGAUUUAAUAUAUAGAACAGAGAGAUCUACUGCACCAACUAUGGAUCACCUGAACCAUAAGGAUUGCUCUGACCUGCACCAUUUUGAGGAUUAAAUUAUUCUUGGCAACACCAACAGCUUGAGCUAUUUGUAUUUAAGGAAAAUGAUUUCUUUGUCUGUCUCAACGCAACAGGUUUGGAUGUGAGGGAUUAUGCUAGUAAGAUUUAAUUAGUAUUUGUUCAAGUGAUCAGGUACAAUUUUAAGAUGUUCUUGACAAAAUGAUAUAUCUAAAGACAGCAAUAUGCAAAGUUUUAGUUUGGUCGACACAAUUUUUUAUUUGUGAUUUCCAAGUAUU
Messenger RNA from Zingiber officinale, 2548 nucleotides. Its product is annotated as lysine histidine transporter-like 8. The record is from RefSeq and is a predicted model, not a curated record. Gene Ontology annotation, cellular component: plasma membrane. Bases 41 to 1684 code for a protein of 547 amino acids. The transcript has 6 exons. Lineage: Eukaryota; Viridiplantae; Streptophyta; Magnoliopsida; Zingiberales; Zingiberaceae.